Messenger RNA from Amoebophrya sp. A120, 5737 nucleotides. Lineage: Eukaryota; Dinophyceae; Syndiniales; Amoebophryaceae. The record is from the annotation of a GenBank genome assembly.
GGUAGGGGUACUUGGUACACCAUCUCCAAAUAACGCGAAACGUCGUAGCGACGCGACAUAAAUUUUUGGAUUAAGUGUACAAAAAAACAGUUGUUCAGCCUUUUUGCAGUUGUAUCCAGUUGUUGUAUAGAUGACCCCAUAAGAAACAAGUACCCGGGCCUGCCUUUCAGAUUUGUAUGGGAUAGUGCAAACUUUCCCAGCAGCUCCUAUACUUGCUAUCUCUCUUUAUUGUUUCAUCACCUCCCCGCCCAAGGAAGGCGAAAUUGUUCUGAAAGAUUGUCGCAUCAUGAUUACGACUUUCAUUACUUCAACCAUAAACUACCCCUAACACCAAUUAUAGCAUCGAAAAUUAAUCAAAAACCAUGACGACCUCUUUCUCCUCCUCCAACGCAUCCGCCCUCUCGGCUCUGCUCGUCCCGGCGUCCGCGGCGGUGGGCUUCUUUCUAGGCGCAUACUACGCAAAGGCCGGCGGUAUCGGCUCGACGAAAACGAAUAAUUCCCCUACCAAUGAAGAAGAGGAGAAGCAAAAUGAAGGCAAGAGUGCGCCGUCGAAUUCCGGCGAAAGUACAAGCACAUCGGCUUCUACACCGGGCGGAACGUCAAGCACUUCUUCUUCCUCGAAUAAACUGAAAAAAACCGCCUCCUUCCAGCCGACGGCGGACAGGAAUGUCGCGCUCGCCGCUGACGAGCCCGAAUUAGUCCGGGGGAGAACCCUUUCGGACACGCCGUCCGUUCCCUCGAUCUCAGCCCUCUCCAGGAAACCCUCGUCCGUCGCAGCCAUGGACAUGUUGAACCGACUAGAUGAGCAAACCGCGACCGCUAUCCUAAGUAAAAACUACGGGGCCCACCACAACACCGCCCCAUAGUCAAGUUUAGACGCGAAGAAAUCUGCUACAACUACAAGUCCAGAACCUUCGUGCUGUUCAUUUCACACGUAGUGCAGUCGUGCUUGGCUGUGAAAGGAAAAGCCGCAAGACGCAACAAAUUGGCCACCUUCUUGUUAAUACUUUUUUUCGUUUGAUGACCAUGGCCGAUUCUAGUACAUGCAUUGACAUCUGUUUAUUCCAAAACACGAUAUAGAAAAUUCUCCUCAUUUCUUGGCUGCGCAUGAGAGACAACAUCCUGGGCUGCAACAUGUAGAUUUGCAUGGCAAAUAGGGCCGCUUAGGGACGUUUUUACUGAGGAUAGCCGCCAUCAACGCGUUCGAGAUGACGGAAGAGAAGAACCGGGAACACAGUUUUCUCCUCUACAGUCUGUACGGAAUCUACUUUUACCCGGGCUACCUCUACAACCGGUUCUCCGAGCGCAAGAACCACGUCGUGAAGCUGCAGUUGCUGGCUGAGCUGCUCGGAAGAAAAUACCUGGAGGCGCAAAAGUACAUUGUGGAGGUGCAGGACCGCGUAUCGCAUUGAAAUAAAGUGCACCCACGUCGAGGACCCUAGAACUUGAUAGCUCCUCUUCGAGAUAUUGCAACGGCUUCCCACAUCUACGGGAAUGUUUCCAAUAUGUUCUUGCGAAUGAGGUUGCCGGCCUCGGAUUAGCAAAACGAAAAGUUUAUUUCACUUGGAAGCUUUGCAUCAGGAUGAAAUUUUGCAGCUUCCGGACUUCGACGUUGGUGCAUUUUUCACUGUAACACGUUGAAACCCUUCUCGAAUCCUACCGGUCCCCCAACACGAGCAAGUGGCUGAAAUACGAGGCAAAGGACAUACUGGACACGCGGUUGCUGUACACGCUGAAGAAGCUGAAGCGAAAAAUGUACGGAACCGCGGCGGAGGGGGUCGAUCUGGUCAACAACAAUGGAGCGGGGGUAAAGCAGGAGCUGCAACCUGUUCCUCCUGUGUCUCCGAACAGCUCCCCGCUGCAGCGCACUGCGUCCACAGGGUCGGACUACAAUCAGACCAAGUACAAGCCUGAAAUCGUGGACGGUACGGUCAUUUCGGAAAUCGCGGACGAGGUGUACCGGUUUCCCACUAUGCAUUGCAAAUACGUUUGGGUCUGGAAGAGUGCAACUUGUGAUGCUGAAUUUAGAUGCUAAAAAAAACUGUAUUGCAUGAGCAGCAAGGGGAGUCAAAUUUGGCUACGCGGAGAAGGCAUUUGUCAUGCGGGAUGCGCAUCGAUAAGAGCUCAAAGAAUCUGUGAUGCUAAGGCAUACAUCACAGACAUCACGAAUCAUGAAAAAUGUGCAUGACAAACUUGUCCUCUUCCAGACCCAGACAUAUUUGCAUUUUAUACCCUCUUUGUCCAAGCAAAUCUGCGACGAGUUGCUCGUCGAGAUCGAGCUAUUAUCCUGUGCAAAAGUAUCGUACUCGUACCAAUUGCAUUUAUGCAUUACAAAUCUCUUUCUCAAGGCAAAUCAGCAUUAGAAAUUCGAUUUGUAAUGCUGGGCCAAUUUGUAAUGCAAUUUAUACUAAUACGAUGCCUUUGCAAUUCAUAGCUGUUUCUCGAGUGGCAGGAGAAGCAGAUCCAAAUGAAGAAGCCGGGCAGUCUACCAAAGUGAGAAAAGCCCCCACCCCAAAGCAAAAUGGAAAUUUGUGAUGCUGAUUUGUGGUCACAAAUCAGCUUUGUGAUGCUGGACGGGAAGAGAUGCGGAUUGUAGUGCUGGCUGGCGCAGAAACGCCUUGCGUCUUUAGCAUGACAGAAAGCAACUGGAAACGGGAAACAGCAUAAGAAACUGCCUCCAAACGAGGGAACAACUGCGUCUCUUGGCCUUCUAGCAAUACAAGUCCAUUUGUGUACUCAAAUACAGCAACACAGGUUCGGUUCGUUUCCGAUAUGGGGAGGGGGGAUUUUUCCUCACAAUACAGUCACUUGUUGAACACGAAACUCUGCGUCAUCGACCACAUCAACCACAUCGGGCCGCACCUGCUCAACGUGUUAAAGGACGCCGUGGUCGACCCGUUGAUGACGGUUUUGUACCCAGCCGUGUCGCAAAACACCACCUUCCAAGGGAAGCUGCUCGAGCCCGUGCCGAAGCUCGGCAGCACCGAGGCGAAGAAGUUUACCACGCACGAAGAACUGAUGCAGACCGUGCAGAAACCCACGGACUUUCGUUACGGAUUCAGCAUCGGGUACGCGAACAGAAAGCGGGAAACGAAGGACUCAAGAAAUAUGGAUGUGUCAGGUUUGAAAUCGACAAAGUUGAAAUAACUUGUAAUGCAUAAAAUCGAUACCAGUUGGAAGCCCAAUUUCUAAGCGGUGCAUGACAAAUUUCGGCACCGUCUAAAUCCAGUUUGUCAUGCUGUUUAGGGACAGAAGGCGUCUCUUGUCCUGCUGCUUUAGCAUCUCUGUCGCAGACCCCAAACAGGCUGACAGUCGGCCUGACUUGCCAUCCCUGCAAGAGAGGCACUCUUUGCCUUGCAUUUUAUGCAUGAGAAAUUAUUUCAACUUUGACGAUUUCAAUCCUGACGCAUCCAUAAGAAACAUCUCCAGGGUCGGCCUGGACUGCCACACCGAUGAUUCAGAGGUACAAUGUUGUGUUAUGCUUACUUGUUUGAUCAGCUCCUAUGCUGUCAGAAAGCGGCGUUGUUUGAUGUGUCAUCACGGUUGCUCAACCAUCGCCUAUCUUGUUGUUGAAUCGCGCUUCACCGUCAUCGAUACGUUGUGGUGUUUCCCAGCAUGAUGAUGGUGCGAUGCAGCUGUUGCAAGAAGAAGAAAUCACAAUGAAAAAUCAUGUAGUGGUCCAGCGGUCUGCCUUUGCGAUCAUGGACGUAUGAAUAUCGUGAUGUGACUCAUCUGCCCUUGCCUGUGCGCGCGCCUCGCCCUUUUUUCCAUCACAGGAGGAUUUCCGCUUGCCGAGGCUGCCCAGGCGUGCCCAGGCUGCCCAGCGUGCUGUUGUACUACUAGAGCACACGCACGCCGUAUUGUGAUUCUAACGACAGGUAAUGAUGUGAUAUCGCAGCAGGGUCGUUGCGUUCAGAUUAUUUAGUCCCCCGGGCAUGCGCCCUUUGUUUCCCUUCAUCAACCAUGAUUUCGCGAUGAAAUACCAGAGAAAUUUUCCGUUCCGUUCUUGUUGCGGCUUAGACCUCUUGAAUUUUUCGUCAACGCUGAAAGAAUUAAAAACGAUUGUGUGAGAUACACAAGAUGCAUAGAGGGAUCGAUCAUGCAGUAGAGCGAUGAAGGGUGCUUACUAGAGAUCAUGACAAAAACAAGUACGAGAGCAAUUUCUUUUAAUUCCUGUCCCAGGUCUCCCUGACCAUUCGACUGGGCAAAGAGUAUUCCGUAUCGCAAGGAAAAAUCCCCCCUCCCCAUAUUGAAGAGGUAGGUUUUCGAAAAUUUGUGUUGCUGAUUUGAGGUCACAAAUCACGUGUGUGUUGCAAGAAGACAAGGGCAGCAGCUUCCGUCCCAUUAUGGAGCCGGUUUGUCAUGCUGUUGAGCCAACAUCGCGGACGCUUUUCAUGCUAAGCGCCUAAGUCAAAGCCUCUCCAUUCAGGCUUGAUAUGGGUCUGCAGUCCUCUCCAGCAAGACAGAUGCGAUUCGUGUACUCAAAUACUGCAUCACAAAUUUCGUUUUCGAUAUGGGGAGGGGGGAUUUUUCUUUUUGAUAUUCCGGCGGCGCGGUCGGGCUCCGGUGGAAGGUGGGCGACGAUAUUGUGAGGAAAAAUCCCCCCUCCCCAUAUUGAAAAGGUACACUUUUGGAAAUUUGUGAUGCUUAUUUGUGGUCACAAAUCGUCUCUGUCUUGCAAGGAGGCAAACCCAGAAGACUUCCCGCAUUAUGCCAGCGGUUUGUGAUGCUGUUGGGACUACGGCAUAGACUUUUGUCAUGCUGACCGCCUAGGCUAAAACCUCUCCGCUCAGGCUUGCUAUGGGCCUGCAGUCCUCUACUGCAAGACAAAGCUGAUUCGUGUACGCAGAUCCAGCAUCAGAAAUUUCGCUUUGAUAUGAGGAGGGGGGAUUUUUCCUCGCAAUAGACGAGAACGAGGGCCAGCUCCAAACGAAAAUUGUGCAGAAGAACGGCGAGGGAACCCUGUUCUACGGCCAGCAAUUCCACGAGGUCGAUCCGGUGGAGACCGGCGAGCGGCAGAUGCUGGUGGUCUGGUUCCGCGGCGAGCACGGGUUUCGGACGAACACCUGCCCCUGCUGCCGCAUGAACCGGCGGUUCGACCCCAAUUGCAUCCUCUGCUACGACAACUCCCUAAAAGACACGGGGUCGCCCCUGCGCCUCAGCCGCGCCGGCUCGCAGGAACUCACGGAGGCGGAUCUACCGCCUGCCGGCAUGUUCACGGCAGUACCCUACGCGCAGUGAUGAAAAGCGGAGCCGGUCGACUCGUUCAUCUUGCGAGUCGUUCGAUAGUACUGCUCAUCUAUCAUGAGCGAAUUUUUUCAACACACAAAUAUUAAUUGCACAGCAAAGGGUCGUGUUUGUGUUUUAGUUUUUGCAUUUGUCGCAGCGAGCUAGUACUGAGCGCGGAUUGAAAAGUUUGCAACUUCCGCAGCAAGUAAGUAGUUACUUUCAGGAGCUCGUCGUCGUCCCGUGGAAAGGAAAAAUCAUUAUGGAAUGUACUAGCGUAGUUCGACACGGCUCAGGUGCUUGCAACUCUCAGUGAGGCCGACAAAGGCACGGAAAUAAAGUAGAACAAGCGACACAAAAGUAUUGCUCAAGUCAGUUGGCUUUAAAGAACACCGAUCAAUAGUUACAGUAAAAGGCAAUUUUUUUUGUUCCUCGGUGCCGAUGGCGCUAGAAGUCGUGCCUGCUCCUUGUAAGAUUGGGGCGCCGAGUCACGGCACAGCUUUGAGUACAC